Molecule: messenger RNA, 667 nt
Organism: Aspergillus campestris IBT 28561
Lineage: Eukaryota; Fungi; Ascomycota; Eurotiomycetes; Eurotiales; Aspergillaceae
Exons: 1
Coding region: 149-562 (137 amino acids)
Source: RefSeq, a predicted model, not a curated record
UCUUGAGAUGGAUUAGUCUUUUAUCAUAACCAUCUAUCUAUUCAUCUACAGAUAUCUAUGAUAAUCAAGUAAAUCGGGUACAAGUCGAACCGAACGCAUACACUCGGCAACCAUCCUUCCUUGCCUCCGGGAUAUUCUCGGUACCUACAUGGUACCUCGUACCUACCUAGCAGACACGUCAGAAGGGUCGACGCGCGGAAGGCUUGGAUCUGAUAUGUUUCCUGUAUGCUAUUAUCCGGUGGUACUGUGUUAUAUGAUAUUGAUGAUAUUGAGAAUAUUGAUAUUAUGUGAUAUUAGACGGAGGAUGAUGGAGUAUUCUGGAGGGACUAUUUUUAGAUGCGCGCCUUCGUUUGGGUUGGGAGGUUUGUUGGUACUGUUUGAUUUAUAUCAUUAUAUCAUUUAUUGUAUUGAUUCUUGUCAUCCUUGGAAAAAGGUCAGGAAGGAAACGAGAAAACUGAAUAAAAGAAAGAAACCGGCCUCCGAACAGGUAGACUGUCACGGCAUGUCCGAGGUGAACACGCAUCUCCUGAGGGACCCACGAAUCUGGGAGUACAGGGUAUGAUCCCUGUUGUAAUAUAGGAUAGCUCGGUGUUCUGUACGGAUCCGUACAGAUUACCAUGGAUAAUGGAAAGGGCCAGUCAAUGGAAUAGAAUACACAGCCAUGAUC